GGAGCCGCCGCGGACAUGGGUUUCCUGAAACUGAUAGAGAUCGAGAACUUUAAAUCGUACAAGGGUCGACAGAUUAUCGGACCAUUUCAGAGGUUCACCGCCAUCAUUGGACCCAAAGGCUCGGGUGCUGUGGAAUCUAUUGCCAUGAAGAACCCCAAAGAGAGGACAGCUCUAUUUGAAGAGAUCAGUCGCUCUGGGGAGCUGGCCCAGGAGUAUGAUAAGCGAAAGAAGGAAAUGGUGAAGGCUGAAGAAGACACACAAUUUAAUUACCAUCGCAAGAAAAACAUUGCAGCUGCACGCAAGGAGGCCAAACAGGAAAAAGAAGAGGCGCACCGCUACCAGCGCCUGAAAGAUGAGGUGGUACGAGCCCAGGUACAGCUGCAACUCUUUAAGCUUUAUCGUAAUGAAGUAGAAAUCGAGAAACUCAACAAGGAACUGGCCUCAAAGAACAAAGAGAUUGAGAAAGACAAGAAGCGAAUGGACAAGGUAGAGGAUGAGCUGAAGGAGAAGAAGAAGGAGCUGGGCAAAAUGAUGCGGGAGCAGCAGCAGAUCGAGAAGGAGAUCAAGGAGAAGGACUCAGAGCUGAAUCAGAAGCGACCUCAGUACAUCAAAGCCAAGGAGAAUACCUCCCACAAAAUCAAGAAGCUGGAAGCAGCUAAGAAGUCUCUGCAGAAUGCUCAGAAGCACUAUAAAAAGCGUAAAGGUGACAUGGAUGAACUGGAGAAGGAGAUGCUGUCUGUGGAGAAGGCCCGGCAGGAGUUUGAAGAACGGAUGGAAGAGGAGAGUCAGAGUCAGGGCAGAGACUUGACCCUGGAGGAGAAUCAGGUAAAGAAAUACCACUGGCUGAAAGAAGAAGCCAACAAGAGAGCAGCCACUUUAGCCCAGGAGCUGGAGAAGUUCAAUAGAGACCAGAAAGCUGACCAGGACCGUUUGGAUCUGGAAGAGCGGAAGAAAGUAGAAACAGAGGCCAAGAUCAAGCAGAAGCUGCGGGAGAUUGAAGAGAAUCAGAAGUGGAUUGAGAAGCUGGAGGAAUACAUCACUACUAGCAAGCAAUCCCUAGAGGAGCAGAAGAAGCUAGAGGGAGAACUGACUGAGGAGGUGGAGAUGGCCAAGAGGCGAAUAGAUGAGAUCAAUAAGGAGCUGAACCAGGUGAUGGAGCAGUUGGGGGAUGCACGCAUAGACCGCCAGGAGAGCAGCCGUCAGCAGCGAAAGGCAGAGAUAAUGGAAAGCAUCAAGCGCCUUUACCCUGGCUCUGUGUAUGGCCGCCUCAUUGACCUCUGCCAGCCCACACAAAAGAAGUAUCAGAUUGCUGUGACCAAGGUUUUGGGCAAGAACAUGGAUGCCAUUAUUGUAGACUCAGAAAAGACAGGCCGGGAUUGUAUUCAGUAUAUCAAGGAGCAGCAUGGGGAGCCAGAGACCUUCUUGCCUCUUGACUACCUGGAGGUGAAACCUACAGAUGAAAAACUCCGGGAACUGAAGGGGGCCAAGCUAGUGAUUGAUGUGAUUCGCUAUGAGCCACCUCACAUCAAAAAAGCCCUGCAGUAUGCUUGUGGCAAUGCCCUUGUCUGUGACAAUGUAGAAGAUGCCCGCCGCAUUGCCUUUGGAGACCAUCAGCGUCACAAGACAGUUGCACUGGAUGGGACCCUGUUCCAGAAGUCAGGAGUCAUCUCUGGUGGAGCCAGUGACCUGAAAGCGAAGGCACGGCGCUGGGAUGAGAAAGCAGUAGACAAGUUGAAAGAGAAGAAGGAGCGGUUGACAGAGGAGCUGAAAAAGCAAAUGAAGGCAAAGCGGAAAGAGGCAGAGCUGCGUCAGGUGCAGUCUCAGGCCCAUGGAUUGCAGAUGCGACUCAAGUACUCACAGAGCGACCUAGAACAGACCAAGACACGACAUCUGGCACUAAAUCUCCAGGAAAAGUCCAAGCUGGAGAGUGAGCUGGCCAACUUCGGGCCUCGAAUUAAUGAUAUCAAGAGGAUUAUUCAGAGCCGAGAGAGGGAAAUGAAAGACUUAAAAGAGAAGAUGAACCAGGUAGAGGAUGAGGUAUUUGAAGAAUUUUGUCGGGAGAUUGGUGUCUGCAACAUCCGAGAAUUUGAGGAAGAGAAGGUGAAGCGACAGAAUGAAAUUGCCAAGAAGCGUUUGGAGUUCGAAAAUCAGAAGACUCGCUUGGGCAUCCAGUUGGAUUUUGAAAAGAACCAACUGAAGGAAGACCAGGAUAAAGUACACAUGUGGGAACAGACAGUAAAAAAGGAUGAAAAUGAGAUAGAAAAACUCAAGAAGGAAGAGCAAAGACAUAUGAAGAUCAUAGAUGAGACCAUGGCCCAACUACAAGACCUGAAGAAUCAGCACCUGGCCAAGAAGUCAGAAGUGAAUGACAAGAAUCAUGAGAUGGAGGAAAUUCGGAAGAAACUUGGGGGUGCCAACAAGGAAAUGACUCAUUUACAGAAGGAGGUAACAGCCAUUGAGACCAAACUUGAACAGAAGCGCAGUGAUAGCCACAACUUGCUACAGGCCUGCAAGAUGCAAGACAUCAAGUUGCCGCUGUCAAAGGGCACUAUGGAUGAUAUUAGUCAGGAAGAGGGUAGCUCCCAAGGGGGGGAAUCAGUGAGUGGUUCCCAGAGAACGUCCAGUAUCUAUGCUCGAGAAGCCCUCAUUGAAAUCGACUACGGUGACCUGUGUGAGGAUCUGAAGGAUGCCCAGGCUGAGGAGGAAAUCAAGCAGGAAAUGAACACACUGCGGCAGAAACUGAAUGAGCAGCAGAGUGUGCUUCAGCGAAUUGCUGCCCCUAACAUGAAGGCCAUGGAAAAGCUGGAAAGUGUCCGAGACAAGUUCCAGGAGACCUCAGAUGAAUUUGAGGCAGCCCGAAAGUGAGCAAAGAAGGCCAAACAGGCUUUUGAACAGAUUAAGAAGGAGCGAUUUGACCAUUUCAAUGCUUGUUUUGAAUCUGGGGCUACUAACAUUGAUGAGAUCUACAAGGCUCUGUCUCGUAACAGCAGUGCCCAGGCAUUCUUGGGCCCUGAGAAUCCUGAGGAGCCCUACUUGGAUGGUAUCAACUACAACUGUGUAGCUCCUGGCAAACGCUUCUGGCCUAUGGAUAACUUGUCGGGUGGGGAGAAGACAGUGGCAGCUCUGGCCCUACUCUUUGCCAUCCACAGCUACAAGCCAGCCCCCUUCUUCGUCCUGGAUGAGAUCGAUGCUGCCUUGGAUAACACCAACAUUGGCAAGGUGGCAAAUUAUAUCAAGGAGCAGUCGACUUGCAACUUCCAGGCCAUCAUCAUCUCUCUCAAGGAGGAGUUCUACACCAAGGCUGAGAGCCUCAUUGGAGUCUAUCCUGAGCAAGGGGACUGUGUGAUCAGCAAAGUCCUGACCUUCGACCUCACCAAGUACCCAGAUGCCAACCCCAACCCCAAUGAGCAGUAGCAGUAGUUCUACCCUCCUGCCCUUUCUGGAUUCAUAAACUUCCCCUCUACCAAUCUGGAUAUUUGGCACCCAACCUUCCCCUCCCUCCUGGUCCUGUUUGGUGUAAUCAUGGGAUUUAGGCACUGUUAUCAAGCACGAAGAGGAACAGAGGUGAUGUUAGGUCUGGAGCAAAAAUUCCUGAGCUACAGGGAGCAUCCUGGCCUCUGGAAGGAGGUGCUAAGCUGAGCUGAACAGGGCCAUCUGUCCAUACCACCCCCUCCCAGACCACCCCACCCAUCACACAUUAAUCAUGGGUCCCUUGGGUCCCUGGCCCACUGAGUGUGUGGGUAUGUAUGUGUGUUUAUGUAUGUUUGCUUGUGUGCAUGUGGGUGUGUUUGCAAAAUAAUAAAAGAUAUUGGAGACCUGUUUUAGAAAGAGCCUAGGCUGAAUUUGAUUCCAAGAGACCUUAGGAUGACAGCACCCCAGAGCUGGGCAAAGGUACUUGGUACCUCAUAGGAGUCUUAGGCAGUCACUGGAAACUGCCCUCAUUCACUUAUUCAUACGUUCAUAUAUUCAUCAGACACAUACUGAACACCCUCUAUUUGUCAGGCUCUAUGCUUAGAAUACUAAGUUUAAAUCUGACAUGAUCUCUGUCCUGGUAAGGAGAUGUAGUGGAUUCAUGAAUUACAGUGGUUAGCCAAUUUGAGAAGAGGAUGAUCACCUCUAGGUUUCCUGGAGAAGAUCAUGUUUGAGCUGGACCUUGACAAAUUGGUAGAAUUUGGUCAGGCACUAGAAGCAGAACAUGGGCUCUAGGGCAGACAGUUAGGGGUUCUGGUCCCGCGUCAUCACUUACUAGUUGUUUGACCUUUCUGUGCCUCAGUUCCCUCAUCUGUAAAAUGGGGCUAAUAAUAUUACCUACCUCAUAGGAUUUAAUGAUGUCAAGCUCCUCACUGGAGGCAUUAUCCAUGUGGAGCCAACUAGGUGCCAACCCUUCAGAAUACAAGCCUUCUCAUGCCUGGACCCUUGAGGGCUUCUGAUCCUGGCUUUUAGGGACAGAAGGAACCUCCAAAUCUGGGAGGUGUUCUGGUUAAUGAGAAAGUUCCAGGGAGAUGACAGGGUUUACCUAGUAAGUGGAGGUCCUAAGAAAGCCUGUAGCUUCAACCAUGUAUAACUGGGUGCUUGGGCCCCAAUUUGGGUUGUGAGGAACUAGGAGGAGAGGUAGCCUGGGCCUAAUAUGUGAUGAUCCUGUUGGGACCUAACCUCAUUAGCUAUAAGGACAGGACUGUAGAGGCAGCAAAGCCUGGUGCAAUGAGUUCAGCUUUCUUCACUCAUUCACGUACAUUAUCAUACUUUUCUUAUCCUGAUCAUGUCUUGCUUUUUUGUUUUUUAAAAAUUAAAUCAACUGGGGGUGUAGUUUAGUGGUAGAGUACAUGCUUAGCAUGUGCAGGGCCCUGGGUUGUCCCAGCUGCCCCCACACCAGAGUUCUAACUACAAAAGUAAUGCAUGAAUCCAUUCUCUUAAAGAAAUUAGAUUGUUGCAGAUAAAAGUAGCCUCAUUCAACUAUAACUACUCCCUUUCCUAUUCUUUCCCCUCAUAACUGCUGUUAUGUUUUUUAUGCUUCCAUCUAGACUUUGUUUUAAUAUUUUUACAUACAUAUAUGAAUUCACUGAAAAUAUUGUGUCUAAUGCAAAUGCUAUAUUGAAUUGUUCUCCAUUUCUUUGCUUAACAAUGUUUUUGAAAUCUG
Marmota monax (woodchuck) is the source of this 5137-nucleotide messenger RNA. Its product is annotated as structural maintenance of chromosomes protein 1A-like. Gene Ontology annotation, molecular function: ATP hydrolysis activity; protein binding; DNA binding. The record is from RefSeq and is a predicted model, not a curated record. Gene Ontology annotation, cellular component: cohesin complex; chromosome; nucleus. NCBI's taxonomy places the organism in Eukaryota, Metazoa, Chordata, Mammalia, Rodentia, Sciuridae. Gene Ontology annotation, biological process: sister chromatid cohesion.